AACUAAACUUUAGACAUCUGUUCUAUGCCAAGGGCAUAGGAUAGAGAGCUCCUGAAAAUGCCUGGAUAUGGUUUACAGGGGUUUCCUCCAGAAUUUAAGAAAAAAUAUCGGCGACAAAUAUUAGAAGAACCCACAGAAUGGGACAAAGUUGGGAAAAUGCAUUUGUUCUUUGGUGACAUUAGAACUAAUACAACCAAAAAAAUGUACAUUCUUGGCAAAGCCGGAUUUAUAUAUGGGGUGUAUUUCUCAGUGGCAGACUGCUACCUGUUACCCCAUCCCAAAAAUCCUGGAUCUCGUACUGCACGCUAUUUUGCACAACUGUUGGCAAGAAAUGUACCUUUGUCAAUGUUUUCUACAUUAUUCUUUGGAGCUUCAUGGUAUGCCUGGAAUACAUACUUUGACAGAGAUAAUUUAUAUGGGGUGUUUUUUGCUGCCAAUGCCACCUGGGCUGUAGUAAAAGGCCCCAUCUUGAAGAAAUACAAAAAGAUGCACAUCUUUUGGCCAAUGGCUUUUUUAAUGGGACUCAUUCACGUCAGUGGUUAUGAGAAAACUGUCCCAACUUGGCCAUCAGGUACAGCCGUGCAGUUUUGCAAUCCAAGGCAUUACGAACAAGAUCUCUUUGGAAAUAAGAUAAGACCAAUGCCCGGAGUUUCCUAUGAUAUUGACUGAAAUGGAUAUGAUUUUAUCAAAGAUGACAAUACUAUGAACUUUCAAGUACAUUUUUUUCUGGUGUUUUCUCAUUUGAAUGUACAUAUAAUUUUAGAGAUUGAGAAAUUAAAUGAGUAACACAUUAAAUUUAAUUAUCUUA
This is a messenger RNA of Saccostrea echinata, 808 nucleotides long. RefSeq lists its product as uncharacterized. NCBI's taxonomy places the organism in Eukaryota, Metazoa, Mollusca, Bivalvia, Ostreida, Ostreidae. The transcript is spliced from 4 exons. The record is from RefSeq and is a predicted model, not a curated record. The coding region runs from base 58 to 669 and encodes 203 amino acids.